AGGUGUAAGGAGCUCCGUGGGCCUGAGGCUGCGGAACGCGUCCUCAAGCCCCGCGUUAUUGCGAGAGUUGAAGUCUCUGAGCUUGGUGUUUACCAAGCAAAGGAGACAUCUUGCUUCUGUUGCUAGUGCACCGCAUGCACAGGAACGACUUCCAUUGUUUGACAAGAUACUUAUUGCUAAUAGAGGAGAGAUUGCAUGCAGAGUGAUUCGGACGGCGAGACGUCUUGGGAUUAAGACAGUUGCGGUUUAUAGUGAGGUGGAUAGUGAGGCUUUGCAUGUUAAGAUGGCGGAUGAGGCGUAUUGCAUCGGGCCGGCUCUGUCCUCUGAGAGUUAUCUUCGUGUAGAUAAAAUAUUAGACGUUGCACGAAGAAGCGGUGCUCAAGCUGUUCAUCCGGGUUAUGGGUUCUUGAGUGAGAACGCCGAUUUUGCGAGGCGAUUGGGUGAAGAGGGUAUUGUAUUUAUUGGACCAUCUCCUUCCUCUAUUGAGAGCAUGGGUUCGAAAAGUGAAUCGAAGGAUAUAAUGACCUCCGCUGGCGUUCCCUGCGUUCCCGGUUAUCACGGCACCGACCAAUCACCCUCACGCUUACAAUCCGAAGCAUCACAAAUUGGAUAUCCAGUACUCAUCAAAGCCGUCAUGGGCGGUGGCGGGAAGGGAAUGCGUAUCGUGCACUCCGCAGCUGACUUUCCCGACGCGCUCGAGUCUGCAAGGCGCGAGGCAAAGAAGAGUUUCGGUGAUGAGCGCGUGCUUGUCGAGAAGUAUAUUGUUAGACCGAGGCAUAUUGAGGUGCAGGUGUUUGGGGAUAGUUUUGGGAAUGUUGUGAGUCUUUGGGAGAGGGAUUGUUCGGUUCAGAGGAGGCAUCAGAAGAUUAUUGAAGAGGCACCCGCACCGGGUUUAUCAGAAGAGCUCCGGAUUGACCUUUGCGAGAAAGCCGUGGCUGCUGCUAAGGCGGUUGAUUACUUGGGAGCUGGGACAGUAGAAUUCAUUCUGGAUAACGAUACUGAACAGUUCUACUUCAUGGAAAUGAACACGCGAUUACAGGUCGAACACCCCGUCACAGAAAUGAUCACAAGCCAGGAUCUUGUCGAGUGGCAACUUGAGGUGGCAUCUGGCAACCCCCUCCCCAUGGAUCAAUCUCAAAUCCCUCGCAUCGGUCACGCAUUCGAAGCACGAAUAUACGCAGAGAACCCACGUAACAACUUCCUACCCGACGUUGGACCACUCCUUCACCUCUCAACACCUCCACCUUCCGCAUCUGUUCGCUUAGAAGAAGGUUUCUUACAAGGCUCGAAUAUAGAACUUUAUUACGAUCCGUUAAUUUCUAAAUUGGUUGUGCAUGGGAGAGAUAGGACGGAGGCGUUGCGUGUUUUGAGGAAGGCGCUUGAGGAGUAUCGGGUUGUUGGUGUUUCGACGAAUGUUGAGUUUUUGAGGACGUUGGCGGGGAAUGAGCAUUUUGUUGCUGGGGAGGUGGAGACUGGGUUCAUUCCUAAACACUUCGACGAGCUUUUCCCGCCAUUACCACAACCACCGCCAGAGGCUCUUGCACAAGCAGCUUUAUACGUUGUUCUGCAGGACUUACCGUCUCCUGCUCCUACAUCCUCCUCUUCGCCCUGGGUUUCUCUAGGACCACGUCGGUUCGGAGGUGACGUUAGCGAACGUAUCGUAACACUGCAAUUCGACGACGGAUCUGCUAGUGACAACCAAACGUCUACUGCGACUGUAAACGUCAAGUUUGUUGGUCAAGGAUUAUUCGACAUCGUUGUCAACACAGCAUCUUCACAAACAGAAUUCUUAUCCGUCCCUGCCCAACUAGCUUCUCCUACGUCUGUAUUAUCGACCUUGAGAGACCAGAAACUACGCACGACCAUCAUCUCCCAACCCCCUCCACCAAACACACCCGCUUCACUCCUCUCAGGCUCCUCACGCCUACACAUCUUCCACAACUCCCAUCGUUUCCUGCUCCGCCUCCCUGCUCCGCGUUGGCUCCAACUCAUCGGACACGAGACUCAAUCAAGACUUUCUGGAGGAGGGGGAAGUAUAAGAGCGCCAAUGCCGAGUCUCGUUGUGGAUGUACGUGUGAAGGUGGGUGAGAGAGUGGAGAAGGGACAGGUGUGUGUUGUGUUGGAGAGUAUGAAGACUGAGACUGCGUUGAGGGCUGCUGUGGGUGGUGUUGUGAGGGGUGUUGGGUGUAGGAAGGGGGAGAUGGUGGAGGAGGGGAGGGAGUUGGUUGAGAUUGAAGCGGAGGGUGAGAAGGAAGGUGAAGCAGUGUGAAGGGAGUUGACUUGGGAUUGAAUAUUACAUUUUCGACAUUUUGUGUAUGUGUAACUUACAAACAACACAUUGUACAAAGGAUAAAUAAAUAUAUCA
Messenger RNA from Fomitiporia mediterranea MF3/22, 2365 nucleotides. RefSeq lists its product as uncharacterized. The record is from RefSeq and is a predicted model, not a curated record. The transcript has 13 exons. Lineage: Eukaryota; Fungi; Basidiomycota; Agaricomycetes; Hymenochaetales; Hymenochaetaceae. Bases 284 to 2269 code for a protein of 661 amino acids. Gene Ontology annotation, molecular function: metal ion binding; ATP binding; methylcrotonoyl-CoA carboxylase activity. Gene Ontology annotation, cellular component: mitochondrion.